Molecule: messenger RNA, 2289 nt
Organism: Morone saxatilis (striped sea-bass)
Lineage: Eukaryota; Metazoa; Chordata; Actinopteri; Moronidae
Product: acidic amino acid decarboxylase GADL1-like
Exons: 15
Coding region: 4-1698 (564 amino acids)
Biological process (GO): carboxylic acid metabolic process
Cellular component (GO): cytoplasm
Molecular function (GO): pyridoxal phosphate binding; carboxy-lyase activity
Source: RefSeq, a predicted model, not a curated record
UCGAUGGCGCAACGUGUUGAAAGGCUACAGCGUCAUCAGGAGGACGUGAGGUGUAUAAAUACAGACAUCUUCUUUGACUGCACAAUCAACUGCAACGGACAAUACAGCAGCAUCAAAAGCAAAGAAAUGCCUUCAACCAACGAAGAGGUUAUUCUCAGUGUGGGUCAAAGCCCAGAGGCAGAUCCUGGACAUCCAGUGAAAUGUUCUCCGGUUGUCAUAGGUGAUGUUCUCCUGAGCAGCCCCGCUCAGAACGGACUCGCAGCGGAGAACUUCAUUCACCAAUCCAUGGCCAUCAUUAUGGAAGAUGCAGUGAAAAAGGCCACUGAUGUCAGAGAAAAGGUCUGUGAGUGGCGUUCCCCCGAGGAGCUGAAGGAGUUGUUGGACCUUGAGCUGAGAGACGAAGGAGAGUCUGAGUCCAAGACCCUGCAGCACUGCAGAGAUGCCAUCAGAUACAGCGUCAAGACCACCCAUCCUCGUUUCUUCAACCAGUUGUAUGCAGGGAUGGAGCCCUAUUCUUUGGUGGCAAGCUUUAUUGUGGAGGCCCUCAAACCCAGUCUGUACACAUAUGAAGUGGCUCCGGUCUUUACACUGAUGGAGGAUGCUGUGCUGAGGAAGAUGAUGGAGAUGAUUGGCUGGGAGGAAGGAGGAGAUGGAAUCUUCAAUGCAGGUGGCUCAAUGUCCAACAUGUACGCUGUUAACUUAGCCAGGUACCAUCACUUCCCUGACAUUAAGGAGGCCGGCCUCUCUGCUGCUCCACGACUGGUCAUGUUCACAUCACAGGAGUGUCAUUACUCCAUUUCCAAAGCAGCAGCUUUAAUGGGCAUCGGCACUAAGAACGUUUACAUGGUUCCAUCUGAUAACAGAGGGAAGAUGAUUCCUUCGGCUUUGGAGUUGCUGAUUAAGACAGCUAAAAGUGAGGGUGCAGUGCCCUUCAUGGUGAACGCCACAGCAGGGACCACAGUGCUCGGAGCCUUUGAUCCCAUCCAGGAGAUUGCAGACAUCUGUGAGAAGUACAACCUGUGGCUGCAUGUGGACGCCUGCUGGGGAGGAGGAGCUCUGAUGUCUAAGAAGCAUAAACACUUGUUAAAGGGCAUCCACAGAGCCAACUCUGUGGCCUGGAACCCUCACAAGAUGCUGAUGGCAUGUCUGCAGUGCUCUGCUUUCCUGGUCAGAGACAAAACGAAUCUCCUCCAGCGCUGCCACUCUUCUUCCGCCUCCUACCUCUUCCAGCAGGAUAAGUUCUAUGACGUCAGCUACGACACAGGGGACAAGUCCGUCCAGUGCAGCAGGAAGCCAGACGCCUUCAAGUUCUGGCUGAUGUGGAAGGCUCUGGGAACCGUAGAGCUGGAGGAGAGGGUAGACAGAGCCCUCGCCACGGUCAGAUAUCUUGCAGAAGAGAUCAAGAGAAGAGAAGGGUUCCGUUUGGUGAUGGAGCCUGAAUAUGCAAAUGUUUGCUUCUGGUACAGUCCACCAAGUCUGAGGAACCUUCCAGAUGGCCCUGAGCUAUGGAAAAAACUCCACACUGUCGCCCCAGUGGUGAAAGAACGCAUGAUGAAGAAGGGAAGCAUGAUGGUGGGCUACCAGCCGCACAGAGACAAGGCCAACUUCUUCAGGAUGAUCGUCAUCAGCCCACAGGCCAGCAGGCUCGACAUGGACUUUGUAUUAGACGAGAUACACAAUCUGGGAAAAGACCUGUGAUGAAAUGUCAGUGUCAGUGAACCCACCUUAUUCUUCUGUCAUUGACGGACUCCUGGACAAUCAGGGAAUUCUGACCACCAACAUCAAACACGUUUUCCUAUUCUGGUUGAUUAGCUGAUUUUUGGGACAACUGACCUCAAGGCUGUGCUGAAUUCUGCUGAUCCUCAUACUGAUUCACACCAUAUCCUUAGAGUUUCCUAUCUUGCUAUUCUCAAAGUAGAAAUACAAAUCAAUCGAAAUGUCCAAAUCUACUUUAAAAACAUGAUAAUACAAUCUUCUGUCAUACAAUAAAAUGUUUACAUAAUGUGUAUCUGUUGUAAAGGAGAUGCUAUCAUUUAAAAUGCUUUUUAGUUAUUGUAUCGGGAGAAAUACAUUUAUAUUACUUUAUAUGUAUGUAAAUGUAACAUAGAUAGAAACAUAGUUUGAGUUUGUGGGACUGGUUUGGGAUUUCUUUCAGGUUUUUUUCUUACCAUGUUGCAGUCAUGAAUCACAUGUCAAGCAUGCAGUGAUUAAACAUGCUACUGUGUGUUACUGUGUGUUGUGUGCUUAUUUUUUAUUAAACAUUUUUAUAAGAAUCUCAAAUAAAACUAA